CGUUUUGCCAAGAUGUCGGCCGCCAUCGCUGCGCUCGCGUCGUACGGCGGCUCCGAUUCAGACUCCGACUCGGGCUCGGAAGCUGAGGGCAGGCCCAGCCGUUCAGCGCAGGUUGCCAGCGGGGAUGCGGUGCUGCACCUCGCCUCGUCUGCCGCUGCCCAGCAAGUGAUGUUGCCGGUGGUGGACUCGGCACCCUCAGUGGCUGUGAAGGAAGAUGUGGAAACGGGACUUCACCUUGAUCCAACUACCAAGGAAGUUCAAUAUAACCCAACCUAUGACACAAUGUUUGCACCUGAGUUUGGGCCAGUGAAUCCAUUUAGGACUCAGCAGAUGGCUGCACCCAGGAAUAUGCUUUCUGGAUAUACAGAACCAGCACAUAUUAAUGAUUUCAUGUUUGAACAACAAAGAAGAACAUUUGCAACCUAUGGAUAUGCAUUGGAUCCAUCAAUUGAUAAUUAUGAGGUUCCUACUAAAUAUAUUGGAUCUGUUGAAGAAGCUGAAAAGAACCAAGGUCUCACUGUGUUUGAAACAGGACAAAAGAAAAUGGAAAAAAGGAAAAAAUUCAAAGAAAAUGAUGCAUCCAAUAUUGAUGGCUUCUUGGGACCAUGGGCAAAAUAUGUUGAUGAAAAGGAUGUUGCAAAACCUUCAGAAGAAGAGCAAAGGGAACUGGAUGAAAUAACAGCAAAGAGGCAAAAGAAAGGCAAGCAUGAAGAUGAUAAACCUGGAGAAGAAAAGACUAUUUUGCAUGUCAAAGAGAUGUAUGACUAUCAAGGGAGAUCCUACCUUCAUGUUCCUCAGGAUGUUGGAGUUAACCUCCGUUCAGCAGUACCUCCUGAGAAAUGUUAUCUUCCUAAGAAACAGAUCCAUGCAUGGUCUGGUCAUACAAAGGGCGUCAGCGCUGUCAGGCUGUUUCCUCUUUCUGGCCACCUGCUGUUGUCUUCCUCCAUGGACUGUAAAAUUAAGCUCUGGGAGGUAUAUGGUGAACGAAGAUGCUUGCGAACUUUCAUUGGGCACAGUAAAGCUGUUCGAGAUAUAUGCUUUAACAACGCUGGGAGCCAGUUUCUCAGUGCUGCCUAUGACCGGUAUCUUAAACUCUGGGACACUGAAACAGGGCAGUGUAUUUCAAGAUUCACCAACAGAAAAGUUCCUUACUGUGUCAAAUUCAAUCCCGAUGAAGAUAAGCAGAAUCUUUUUGUAGCAGGAAUGUCAGAUAAAAAAAUUGUACAGUGGGAUAUUCGAAGUGGAGAAAUUGUUCAGGAAUAUGAUAGACAUUUGGGGGCUGUCAACACCAUUGUGUUUGUAGAUGAGAAUCGAAGAUUUGUGAGUACAUCCGAUGACAAGAGUUUAAGAGUCUGGGAAUGGGACAUUCCUGUCGAUUUCAAGUACAUAGCAGAGCCAAGUAUGCACUCAAUGCCUGCAGUGACUUUGUCUCCAAAUGGAAAAUGGCUGGCUUGUCAAUCAAUGGACAAUCAAAUAUUGAUCUUUGGAGCUCAAAACAGAUUCAGACUAAAUAAAAAGAAAAUCUUCAAGGGUCAUAUGGUAGCAGGUUAUGCUUGUCAAGUAGAUUUUUCACCUGACAUGAGCUAUGUGAUAUCCGGUGAUGCAGAUGGAAAACUGAAUAUCUGGGACUGGAAAACAACAAAGCUCUAUAGUAGAUUAAAAGCCCAUGACAAAGUAUGUAUAGGUGCAGUGUGGCACCCACAUGAAACAUCCAAGGUGAUCACAUGUGGAUGGGAUGGUCUCAUUAAACUGUGGGACUGAAGGUUCUACUACUGGAUUCUAAAUCUCCGAUGAGUUGAUGAAUAUCCAAGAUUUCAGCACACAUAUUCUGCAUCAAAGAUGAACAUUACUAUGGCUGUUUUCAGUAUUACAGUGCACAAUACCAUAUUGGAAAUUCAAAAGACUUGGUCUGCAGGUUUCUAACCUCAAGUUAUGAGGAGCUGAAAACGACUCAUGAGGUGACCGAAAGUUAAGAGUUCUUUCAUAAGCCUGUUAAUUACUUUAAAAAUUAAAUGGAUUGAACUGGAGAGAUUCAUAAAGCUUUGUGUUUAUGAAAGUGAAGCAGAGACAUCACAAGCUUCACUCUGCAAGUGCAUAAUUGGGAAGGAAAAAAAGUGUUUUCAUUUUGGUAUAAUGUGGUGAUGCACCUGUUAUAAAAACUAUUUGGAAGCAUUCUCCAAUUUCCAAGUACAUAGGAUAUUGUUGGGAUUAUGUGUGUAUAUUUAUAUAAUAGCCAUUGCUACUCGGAAUUGUCUUUUAUUUAAUAGAAAUUGUUAGCCAUAUUGAAAUACAUACCUACGCAAAAACGCUGUGCACAACUGCAGUUCGUAGCCCAAGUUCAAUUUUCUGUGUGGGGAAAAUCCAUCAUCACCCGUUCUUGAAGGUAUGGAGAGGACUCUGAGGAAGUGAUCGAUAGAGGGGGUCCAUCUGUUGCUGUGCCCGGACAGCCCCUCGCCCAUUAUUCCCUCUCUUGGAAAUGGAGGAAGAAAACAACCCAAUAGUAUUGGGAGUACAGGUUCAUUUUUAUCUGCCUUUUUAUCAUGUCUGCUUUUUUUUUUUACCUUUCAGAUCACAACUCUGGUUCCCAUUCUUAUUCUAGAUUUGCUUAUUAUAAAAAAUGAAUCCAAAGAACAUAGUGUAUGUUUAUAAAACAUCUAACAAGUAAUUCACCAAAUACUGUUUCAGUAGAAACCACAUUCAGCCAAUUGGGCUUGUGCAGGGGCAGCAAUAAGUUUGAAUUUCUGCCUUUCUAAAUAUACCUCAAAGAAGGUAUAAUUGGAAGCAAACUGCAGGCGCAUUAUCACUUCACCACUCAAGUCUUGUAAAUGGGCACUUUAAUAUCUAUUUUUAUUUUAUGGGAUUGUGUUUUUUGUGCUAAACUGCUGUACAUAUGUCUCAAUCCUUUUUUACAGAACUUAUUUUUAAUAAAUGUUUUUAUGAAAAGACAGGUUUCAACUUGGCGCAACUUCUCUAGCAUUGUCCAAAGUCUGCUUUUUAAAAUAUUUAUUUGGUAUAGAAGUUGUAACAACCUAGUUCUCCACAAUGCCGAAGUGUGAAAUUCUUUUCUUGAAUUUAUAGUAUUAAAAUAUAAUGGAAGAA
Molecule: messenger RNA, 3099 nt
Organism: Elgaria multicarinata webbii
Lineage: Eukaryota; Metazoa; Chordata; Lepidosauria; Squamata; Anguidae
Gene: CDC40
Product: cell division cycle 40
Exons: 15
Coding region: 13-1761 (582 amino acids)
Biological process (GO): mRNA splicing, via spliceosome
Cellular component (GO): catalytic step 2 spliceosome
Molecular function (GO): protein binding; mRNA binding
Source: RefSeq, a predicted model, not a curated record